UCUCUGCAGGUCCUACCCCGACGAGGAAGGCCCGAAGCACUGGUCGAGCGCCCGCUACGAGUACGUGAUGAAGCUCAGGCAAGCAGCCUUGAAGGCUGCCCGGGACAUGUGGGCCGACUACAUCCUGUUUGUUGAUGCAGAUAACAUCCUGACGAAUCCAAACACCCUGAGCUUGUUGAUGGCAGAGAAUAAGACUGUGGUAGCACCCAUGCUGGAUUCUCGCGCCGCCUAUUCUAAUUUCUGGUGUGGAAUGACUUCUCAGGGUUAUUAUAAGCGCACUCCUGCCUACAUUCCUAUUCGGAAACGGGAUCGACGUGGCUGCUUUGCCGUCCCCAUGGUGCAUUCCACUUUUCUUAUUGACUUGCGGAAAGAGGCCUCCCGGGACCUUGCUUUCUACCCACCGCACCCUGAUUACACCUGGUCUUUUGAUGACAUCAUUGUUUUUGCAUUUUCCUGUAGGCAGGCAGAAGUCCAGAUGUUUGUUUGUAACAAGGAGGUUUAUGGCUUUCUUCCGGUGCCGCUAAGAUCCCACAGCACCUUGCGGGAUGAGAUGGAGAGUUUCAUGCAUGUCCAGCUAGAAAUCAUGGUGAAGAACCCUCCAGCAGAGCCUUCACAAUAUAUAUCUGUCCCACCCAAGAUCCCCGACAAGAUGGGCUUUGAUGAGGUUUUCAUGAUUAACUUGAAGCGCCGGACAGAUAGACGAGACCGAAUGCUGCGAACGCUGUACGAGCAGCAGAUUGAGUGCAAAAUUGUUGAAGCGGUGGAUGGCAAAGCUAUGAAUACCAGUGAGGUUGAAGCUCUGGGAAUUAAAAUGCUGCCAGGUUAUAAGGAUCCAUACCACGGCCGUCCACUCACCAAAGGAGAGUUGGGUUGUUUCCUCAGUCACUACAAGAUCUGGAAGGAGAUUGUUGAGAGGGGGCUGGAGAAAUCAGUAGUGUUUGAGGAUGACUUGCGCUUUGAGAUCUUCUUCAAACGGCGCCUGAUGAAUCUGAUGCAUGACUUGGAAGAGGAGGGAUUGGACUGGGAUCUGAUUUACAUUGGGAGGAAGCGGAUGCAGGUAGAGCAUCCUGAAAAGUCUGUGCCUCACGUGCGGAACCUCGUGGAAGCCGAUUAUUCCUACUGGACUUUGGCCUAUGUGAUUUCACUACAGGGAGCUCAAAAGCUGCUGGCAGCUGAGCCGCUCUCCAAAAUGUUACCUGUUGAUGAAUUUCUUCCGGUCAUGUUUGACAAGCAUCCUGUCUCUGAUUACAUGAAGCAUUUUGAAAAUCGGAAUUUGCUGGCCUUUUCGGUGGAGCCGCUAUUAGUUUAUCCAACUCACUAUACUGGUGAUGAUGGCUACAUCAGUGACACAGAGACCUCAGUGGUGUGGAACAAUGAGAAAAUAAAGACUGACUGGGAUCGUGCCAAAUCCCAGAAAAUGAAAGAGCAGCAGGAGCUAAGAAAUGAGGCCAAGAACUCGGAUGUGCUACAAUCCCCUCUUGACAGUACAGCUCGAGAUGAGCUAUGACCAGAUCGAGCCUACUGCAGGGGAUGGACAAAAGGACUGGCUUGUAGGGAGGAGCGGGGGUAGAUGACGAGAAAAGGUAUAACAUUCUU
Messenger RNA from Struthio camelus australis, 1596 nucleotides. The record is from RefSeq and is a predicted model, not a curated record. NCBI's taxonomy places the organism in Eukaryota, Metazoa, Chordata, Aves, Struthioniformes, Struthionidae.